Molecule: messenger RNA, 2944 nt
Organism: Pygocentrus nattereri (red-bellied piranha)
Lineage: Eukaryota; Metazoa; Chordata; Actinopteri; Characiformes; Serrasalmidae
Product: SPRY domain-containing SOCS box protein 3
Exons: 5
Coding region: 1373-2056 (227 amino acids)
Biological process (GO): proteasome-mediated ubiquitin-dependent protein catabolic process
Cellular component (GO): SCF ubiquitin ligase complex
Molecular function (GO): protein binding
Source: RefSeq, a predicted model, not a curated record
AUAUAUAUGUAUAUAUAUAUAUAUAUAUAUAUAUAUAUAUAAUCCUUUGAUUUCAUUUUACACAGCUUCACCUAAAACUGCAAGUAGAAGUCACUUUAUUACCUACUGCAUGUUGUUACACAUGAAAAUAAUGGCCAACAACUUGAAACAAAACAAACUAAAGAAAACACUGUGUAGUUGACUCUACCCAUGAGUUGCAAUGUUGUAAAUUACGAGCACUUGUUAUACCUGCUUAUGUAAAUGCAAAAACUAUGCUAUUUUAAUUUGUUAAUCCUUACAUACAGUGAAAGAUUCAAGAUAAUCUAAGGAAGUAGGCGUACAAACACUUCAUUUUUUUAAGUAUCCCUCUGUCAAACAUUUACUGCAUGGACAUCUGAACUUGCGUACCAAACUAACCUGUCUGUGCUUUCAAAGAUGUACACAGGAACUUGGUGUAUUCACUGCACCAAAGAAGUCCAUGUAUCUACUGACAGUGUAACAUCCUGCUGAUUGUUAAUAUUAAGAAAAUGUAUUUUAAAAGCAGGAAGCAAGCAGUAGAGUGAUACUUUUUGACUCGGUACAGGUAAAAGCCUACCUUAUGGAAGCCCUUCCUGACAGAUAUUUUUUUCCUCUAUUUCUGGCAGUAUAUCAAAAUAAGUCGUUUUUUUCAAUGUACAAGAUGUCAUUGUUUUCUCAAAAUUUUGAUUUAGUAUCUGGAAAUGAUACGGACAGAGAAGGUCAAAGUAAUUCUUUCUUGAUUUUAAGUCAUUAUUUUGACACAGUAAAUUGUUCAUAAAUACAUCAUUUCGAGAUACUAUGUCAAAAAGUUUAUAUACUCAUGCCAGAACCAGGGGAGGGGGAAAAAACUCUUUACACCUUUACCUGGCGGGAAUGUGUUUCCAUUACCAGUGUAAUCAUAAUUAUGAAAAGUACUACACAAUCAGAUUAGUCUAGUGGAGGAGUGUUAUUUACUGCUCUCAGUAAAGUGCUACGUUUGCUAGCCUUUCAGCUGACUUCUUUUCCAGCGCUUCAGACUGCAGCCGUUCCUUUUUCACCUUUAUGGCAUGUACAUGUUGUGUAAUAAACUGGUUCGUUUCAAACGUUUCUGGGCAUUUAUGAGAGACUCUUUCUAAGCACAUAGUGUUCCUCUGACUCCUAUGUCGCUUAAACGAUACGUUCCACUCCUCACAUCCUCACUGCCAUAUUAGGAGAGUAACGUGAGGGGAGUUUUUGUUUUGGACGAAGUUGAGCAGCUUCGAUUAGUGGCGCAACGCUUCAGACACAGUUUGGAAUAUGUGUAUUCAAGCUGUACCACAAAACCGAGCCAUCGUGUCUUAAAAUGACUUGACUUGAAAUUAUGGCACUCCGAACUGGACGACGAAGCUUUUAAACUAUGUCUGUCCUGAGAGACCACACCUGUGAGAGCUGGGAGUGGGAUACCGAAGGAAAGUCGCCUGAUGCCUAUCUGUCUCCAUGCCGGCAGGCCGUCUACUUUCACAUCAGCCCCCUGUUGGAGAGCCAGGGCACUGCAGGCGUCCGAGGAACUAAAGGUUUCUCUUAUGGUGAGCACUACUGGGAGAUUGAGUUUCUGGAGCCUCCUUACGGCAGUUCUGUGAUGGUGGGAGUAGGUACAGUGAAUGCACGUCUGCAUGCAGGGGAACAGUUUAUCAACCUAAUAGGUAUGGAUGCUGAAAGUUGGGGUCUGUCAUAUAAAGGCUUUCUCUGGCACAAUGGUCAGAGCCGCAAGUACACAGAACCAUUCUAUGACCAAAACACAGUCAUCGGGGUUUUACUGGACCGAACCACAGGAACACUAACAUUCUAUCGUAAUGGAGAAAACCUUGGACUGGCCUUCUCUAACCUGGAUCAGGUUAGCAAUGCCCUGUUCCCGAUGGUGAGCUCCACAGCCCCUGAGACUGAGCUGCAGCUGGGCCUGAGAACAUUUCGUCUCUCUUCUCUACAGGAACACUGCAUUCACACCAUCACACACUGCCUUGGCCGCCUUGGACACACACACUUGCUGCCUCUGCCUCGUGUAUUACGCUGCCAAAUACACACAUAUAGCAUACGCAGCUAAAACUAAAAGACACACACACACAUACUUUCAAAAUUGAAUUUUUGUAUUAUUUAUUUACUGGGUAAGUAUUCUAAAGGUACUGUCCUAAAAAUGUAAAAAGUAACUGUAUUGUGAAUACGGUCUUUUCAAAAUGUAAAUUGGACUGACUUCAGAUGCUUAAUUUCUGUAUUCUAAAUACAUAUUCUCAAUACUUGUAUUCAAUUUCCACUUGGAUUCCCAAUCCUGUAUACUGGGUUAGUCUUAGGACCUCAGAAUCCUCUCCCUUAUUUAGACUGAUUAAUGUGAGUGUUCUUUUUCUUUGCUGGACAGUACUGAGUUCAUUUGAAAAUGCAUGGAAGUCAAACAGAUACCUUUCAGUUAGCAUGUUGUAAUUUCCUUAAUACUAACUAAUAGCAUCCACUCGUUACGUUUGGUCAAGCUGUUCCAUGAAGAAUCAGACAAAUAGUGACUGAACAGACUGAUCUCUUUUUGUAGAGCAAGACGUAGCAUGAUAAGUUUUUGCUUAUCAGUAGCACUGCUUUCUUUUGCUCACAUGGCUGGCCACAUGACAUCAGAAAUAGUAACUGAAGGCUCAGAACUGCUAUGUAAAAAUGUAAAACUGAAUCUUCACGACAGCCCUCGAACAAGAACCCCCACUAGGCUUACACCAAUAUGCUAUGACCUCAAGGUAUGCUUUGUUUACUACAAAUUCAGCAUUUGUUUAAAAAAAAAAAAAACCCUGGAAUACAUAGAUAAUAUCAAUACAGACAGGAGGUAAUCUUGUGCUCCUAUUUAACUGAAGUACACCAAAUAUAAGAUGUACUGCAUCACUAUUCGUUUGCUGUCUACACAGCUUGUGUUUAUAUACUGCACCCAUAUGAUUAAUCAUCAUAUAAACUCCUCAAAUCA